This is a messenger RNA of Notolabrus celidotus (New Zealand spotty), 7191 nucleotides long. It is a transcript of the gene ptpn20, whose product is annotated as protein tyrosine phosphatase non-receptor type 20. NCBI's taxonomy places the organism in Eukaryota, Metazoa, Chordata, Actinopteri, Labriformes, Labridae. Gene Ontology annotation, molecular function: protein binding; protein tyrosine phosphatase activity. The record is from RefSeq and is a predicted model, not a curated record. Gene Ontology annotation, biological process: protein dephosphorylation. Gene Ontology annotation, cellular component: cytoskeleton.
AUGAGCAGCACAUUUGUGACAUUAGCUGAAGUGUUGGAGGCUCGAGGGGGCCCUCUGCUGGAGGAGGAGGUCUGGUCCCUGCUGCUGGCCACUGCAGAGUCUUUAGUAGAUGUCUCUUAUAAGGGUCAGAACAAUAUGUGUAAUAUCAUAAGCCCCACCUCCCUGCUGCUAUCAGCCACUGGGAGCUUAGCGUUUAAGAACUGUGGCCUAUCAGAUGAGGUUUCCACCUUCACCGCUCCAGAGAUGCUGCAGGGCCGCGCCAGCUCAACCAAGCCUGCCAUAGAGAGAAUGCUGGUGUAUUCACUGGGUAUGACUCUCUACUGGUCGGUUGAUUUUCAGCUACCUCAAAAUCAGCCAGUCCAGUUGAGUGACCACCUGAACAGCCUCCUCCUCAGCAUGUGCGAGGACCUGUCCCACCGCAGGAUCAAUCUCAGCUCCAUCCUGGAAGCCUGCGAGUCUCAGCACAAAGCCUCCACCCUGCCUCCGCCUGCCAAAGUCAUCCGACAGCUGGUGGAGGAGGUUUUUCAUGAAUCAAUGGACCAGGGCUCUCUGCCUGACAGCAGCGUCCCUCUGAGCGGGCGGAGUCAGAUGAUCAGAGAGAGACUUCAUGGAAAGAGGGGGGCUUUCUCAGACUUCAGCGAGGGGAGCGCUGAGGGGAGGAGGUACUCAACGGACUCUGACUCAAAGUCAGGGAGUCUACCUCAGAGACCUUGGAGACGGAGACCAAGGAGCUCUCCCACGCCGCUGUACCAAUCGUCCUUAGAUAGACUCCCUCGUGGGGUUCGUCACAGGGACAGUAACUGCAGUUGGCUUGGCGGGAGCCCCCACCACAACAUCUCACCCAAGACAUCGGGCAGAUCUCAGAGUCCCUCCAUCACCUUCAGUGAGUCUUCGCUCAGCCUGAGCCAGAGGAAAGCUAAGGCUUUGGGUCCUGAGUUCGUCAGGAUGCCAGAUGAACAACAAAUAGUCCUUGAGCUUCCAGGAUCUAUCGUGUCCAAAAAGGGACGUUCUUGCUCGUCGCAGAGAGAAGUGACCGUGAUGCUUCCGAACGGACAGCAUGUGGUGGUUCGAUGUGACAUCAAGUCCAAAGCACGCGAUGUGUUCGACAUGGUGGUGGCUCAUGCAAACUUGGUGGAGCACUUCUACUUUGGUCUUGCCUUCCUAGAUGAUGAUGAAUAUUUCUUUUUGGACCAUGAAACGAAGAUCUCCAAAGUUGCGCCUGACAGCUGGAAAAAAGGACAGAUAACCUCCUUCCUGGUGUUUCUUCGAGUGAAAUUUUUUGUUGAUGAUAUCUCUUUCAUUUUGCACAGACUGACUCGUCAUCAGUACUACUUGCAGCUGCGUAAGGAUAUCUUGGAGGACAGGCUGUACUGCAAUGAGGAGACGGGCUUGUUUCUGGUCGCUCUCGCUCUGCAGGCGGAGUUUGGUGAUUACUUACCAGAGUUGUAUGGGAAGAACUACUAUCAGCCAGAGCAUUAUGUGUCCAGGAGGAUGCUGGAGAAGCUGGCCCUGCCUAAUAUCAAGGAGGAGUUACCAAGACUACAUUCAAGUCACGCUCACAUGCUCCCUGAAGAGGCUGAAACUGAGUAUCUCAAGAUUGCCCAGCAGUUGCCAGAGUAUGGAGUUAUGUUCCACCGGGUGGGGAGAGAGAAAAGGCCGGUUAUUGGAGAGUUGGUUCUAGGAAUCUGUGCCAAAGGAAUCAUCGUGUACGAGAUGAAGAAUCACCUCCGGACAGUCACCAGGCGCUUCCCUUGGAGGGAAACCGACUCCAUAGCCACUGGGCGGCGUAAACUGAUCAUAGAGUGUGGCGGGCCCAGCGGGAGAAAGCAUGGUUUUGUAACAGAAAGCUCAAAAAUAGCACAGUACCUUCUGAAUCUCUGCUCAGCACAGCACAAGUUUCAUAGCGAGAUGACGUCACGACAACUCAACCACACCUUGAUACCAGAUGAAAACAUGGAAAAGUAUCUGUCUAUGUACCACGGUCGUAACUUGAACCUGAAGCGAAUGUCCUGCUCAGAGGGCAUGUUAAACCAUGUAGGUUUACCACCUGGUCAGCCAGACUCCAUCUCCAAGUCCUGUGAUGACCUGACGGCUAAGCUGGAGGCCCGGCUACGCCAGCAAAGAGAGAUGAGGAGAGAGAUGAGCAGAGAGCUGAACAAGGAGCUCUCUGACUCAGGAGACCAGAGGGACACCAGGGAGCGACAGUGCUGGAGCACCACAGAGACAAUUCCCAGAGGCACGUCCAGUGUGUCGCUACAGAAGCAGGACUCGGAUGCCUCUUCAUCCAUUAGAGUGGAAACACCAACCAGGACCCCACCAGAGAGAGAGAUAGUCUGUGUGAUCCUGAAGAAGGAUCCUAAACUGGGCUUUGGUUUUGUGAUUGUGGGCGAGGACAAUACAGGUAAACUUGACCUUGGGAUCUUCAUUGCUUCCAUUGUGCCUGAUGGGCCUGCAGACAAGGAUGGACGAAUAAAACCAGGUGGACGUCUCAUCUCCCUCAACAAGACAAGCCUGGAGGGCGUGACAUUCAGUGACGCGGCUGCUAUCUUACAGAGCAGCCCUGAUGAGGUGGAGCUCAUUGUGUCCCAGCCUAAACAGUCUCUGAAGGACAGUAAAAGCUCGCUGAGUCAGAGCACUCUGGGUCUGGCGCUGGAGAGGGGCUUUGGGUCACAGACCACCCUCAGUGGCACAGAGUACCGCCCCGCCAUGGAGGAGCUGGAGGAGGCCAUCACCCUAUCCAGUCUGGCCACCCCAAAACUGAACAGGAGGCUUCACAUUCCUGUAGUCAGAAUACACGACGCGCAGGAUGCGUGCUCCAGGUCUCCCUCUAUCUUAAGUCUGAAAACUGGGGAGCGCUUUGCGGUGGAGCUGAGGAAAAGUAGUGGCAGUCUUGGAAUGAGUGUUGCUGGAGGAAUAAACACCAAUGUACGAUUUGGAGGCAUCUACAUCAAGAGUCUGGUGAUUGGAGGAGCUACAGAGCAGGAUGGACGCAUACAGAUCGGUGACAGACUGCUGGAGGUUGACGGGUCCAACCUGAGGGGCGUGACUCACCAACAAGCUGUCGAGUGCCUGAAGAGGACUGGGGAGGUGGUGACCCUGCUGCUGGAAAGAGAGCCAACCAUAAUAUUGGAGCCCAGACCUGAUUCCCCCUGCCCCCUUUUGUCCCACAGUCCAUCACACACACAGGCCCCCAGGACCGAAGUCUCCAUGGAAACAACCUUGAGUGGACGAGCCAAGGACUACAGCUUUGUGACUGAUGAAAACACGCAUGAAGUGGUGCUGCAGAAGAGUUUGUCCGGCCUCGGCUUCAGCUUCAACAUCUCGCGGCUGCACUCGGGGACCGACAGCGGCAGCGUGGUCAGAAUCAAACGCCUGUUCCCGGGUCAGCCAGCCCAGGAGAGCGGCCUGCUGCGAGAGGGAGACAUCAUCCUGUCUGUGAACAGAGAGCCUGUGAAAGACCUCUCUUACCAGAGAGUUUUAUUCCUCCUACGUGGAGCUCCAUCUGAAGUUCAUCUAGUGAUCUGCAGACCAGGUCCUGGAGUGUUUUCUGUCGUAGAUGACAACACACUGAGUCCUGCAUUCUUCAGAGAGGUUCGAUCUCGGUCUCUAGACAUCAAACUUGGAGAAGACUACAGCCAGCUGCUUAAAUUCCAGUGUGAUAUCAAAAUACCCAUCCAGAAACAAGCCCCCCCUCUGGACGAAGAUCUGAACAACACAGCAGAGAGAAACCCAGAACCUCCUGUAGCUCCUGCGCUCCCAGAGCCUCAGGAGAGUGUUGACGUCAUAAUCCAGACCCACCAGCCUCUCCCAUCUCCUCCUCGCUCGCCCCCGUCGCCAACUUCACCUCCAUCACCUCCAUCACCAGUGUCGCCAGCCUCACCUGCCUCCCCAGCAUCACCUGCUUCACCUGCGCCGGGCUCUCCACCAAAUCCGUCAGAGUCACAACCGACAGCUGGGAAACCACCGGAGGAGGAUCAGGAAGUCAAAGCACAGAAGAAGAACAAGGAGGAAGGAGGAGAGGAGGUUGCAACGACAACAAGCUCACUUGUGAUGCCUUUGGAUGUCUGCCCCAAGACUGCUUCCAACUAUGUUUAUUCCAGUGGAAUCAGAGAGGAGGCAGAUGGAAGCGUGACAUAUUGCCUGAUGGGAAAUGGACUGACGAUCAUGGCUGAUGAAGAGUACCUGACCAUCAGCUCCACCAUGGAGCCUCCUCACAGCUUCCCCUCCAGUCUCACCUCCCACACAACAACAACAACAACACCCAACCUCACAGCCCCCCACACCCAGACCUCCAACACCCCCUCUGGUUUCGGCUCUCAGAAUCCGAACCUCGGCCCUCACAUCCCCACCUCAAACAUCUCACCGCUCAGCCUCUCAUCCGAAACCCCAACCACCUGUACCCUGACCCACCCCUCUCAGCCACUCACAACGCAGCCACCCAAAGCCAAGCACCACCCGAUCCAGCAGGGGCUCCUCCCCAGUCACUACAAAGCCAUGUCCAAGAGCAGCAGGCCUCUAGUGCCUCCGCCCCAGCCUCCUGCUCAGCCACUGACCCCCAUCACAGCCCAGGUCAUGUCAUCUGUGCCUCCCUGUGCAAGUCCACCUGCGCCAACGCUACCGCCCCCAGUGCUGCCUCCUAUCGUCCAGAGCCACACACCGCCCAGGGAAGAACCAGAGAAGAGAGAGAGGGAAUACAAGGAUGAUGAUUCGGAGGACGAUGAGGAUGAGGAAGAGAGUCGAAGAAAGGGUUUGGUUAAAGAGUUUGAGCUGACAGUUGUUCUGAGUAAAUCCAGGAAUGGAAGCUUCGGAUUCACCAUCACUCGCAGCAAACUGGACAACUGCUAUUACAUCCAGGAAAUCCUGGACAACCCGGCCAAGUCGGAUGGACGACUCAGAGCAGGAGACAGACUCAUCACAGUUAACGGGCACAAUGUCACCAGUGUGGCAGAUGAUGUUGCCAUGACAAUUCUCAGGUCAUCUCCAAGAAAACUGAGUAUGACCCUGGGGAGGUCGGUGACCAACCUGGUGGCCCCGCCUCCCUGUGACAGCCUGCCUGAUAUCGUUCUCUACAAGACGCCUUCAGGACAGCUGGGUAUAAAGCUGACAGGAGGCAUUGGCAGCAAAUGGCAGGGCAUCUACUGUCUGGAGGUGGUGCCAGGCUCUCCAGCCAGCGAGGAGGGCACUGUCCAACGCAACGACAAGAUCCUCUACAUCUCUGGCAGGUGCACGCUGGGAAUGACUCUGGAGGAUGCAGUCAAAGCCUGUGAGAUCGCCCCACGAAAAGUCAAACUUAAAAUCAUCAGAGAGGAGCAACCUGUGACCCCAAAGGCUAAGUGGAACGGUCUAUUUGAUUGGAAAAAAGACAGGAAGUUUUUUGCUCGUUUUGAAGAGCCGGACUCUCCAGAAACAAUCUCUCCUACUGAAGAUGUUGAGCCUGUGUGUAGGACUGCUGGGAACUUCAGAUGUCUCCCUUUCACCCAAGACCAAGAUAGUUGCAUCAUGCAAGUAGAGUUCACAAAACCAGAGGGAGGAGGCCUUGGCUUUGCUUUGGUCGGGGGAACUAAUGGCAGCAUGCUCAGAGUGAAAGAAAUAUGCUCUGGUGGAGUCGCUGAGAUGGACGGCAGACUUAGAGUGGGAGAUAUUCUCUUAGAGGUGAACGGUGUGAUCGUAUCCGGCCUGAGUCACAGUAAGGUUGUGGACAUCCUGCGUAAAGCUGAAGGCUCUGUUCAGCUCACUAUCUGCAGAGACAUCAUGCCCCUGACCUACUCUGAGGCGCCCACACCGCCCAACAUGUCCGCUCAGACUGAAGCUAUUUUAGCCGAGCAGCCGGCUCCUGUGUCCAGCCCUGAUGCCUGCACCUCUCCUGACGCCAUACUGAACAAACCAGUCGAUCGCCCUCCUGAGGCAACUUCCGAUCCUUUGCUCAAUGAAGCUGGUGUUGUUUUGACUACACCUCCUCCUCCACCUCACAGACUCACCAUAGUAACAGAUGAGGUUUCAAUCAAACAGGAGAGCUGUGAAAGCACGCCUUCUCAUCAAGCUUGCUGCCCGUCCCUUAAUGUCACUGACAUGUUGCAUGGAGCUUCUGACAGGAAACAAAUUGUGACCAAACUUUUGGACCAGUCCUGUAAAGACAUCCGGAAAUCUCAAUCAGACGGCUGGAGCAGCGAAGAAGAUGACGACGAUGUGUUUCAAGCCACCGGUGUGGAAACAACUUCACCCCAAACAGGCCCACCCAUAGUAUCAGAAGAGGAACUGGCCACUUUAGCUGUCAUUAGUCCUUCUAAGACCAGCCAGUACUCAGGCUCCAGGGUCAAAGCUCUCAUCCAGAUUCUGCAGCAUCAACUGGACCAGCAGGAGCUGAUCAAGGAAUUCAUGGCUCUGGAGCAUCUGAAGCCCUCUGACAACUGCGUGGUGGGAAAAGCCCCUGAGAAUAGAGAUAAGAACCGCUACAGAGACAUCCUACCCUAUGACAAAACUCGUGUUGCCAUUGGAGACAACCAGGACUACAUAAACGCCAGCUUCAUCCGCAUGCAUGUUGGCGAGGAAGAGUUCUUCUACAUCUCCUGCCAGGGCCCUCUGCCCUCCACAGUGCCAGCCUUCUGGCAGAUGAUCUGGGAAAACAAAUCUGACGUCAUCGCCAUGAUGACCCAGGAAGUGGAACGGGGAAGGAUCAAAUGUCACAAGUACUGGCCUGAUAGGCUGAGUGUGCCUCUGGACACCGGCAGGUACCAAAUUUACCUGGAGAACCAGCAGCACCUGGAGUACUUCCACAUCAAGAUGAUCCGCAUGGUGGAGGCAGAGACUGGCGAGACCCAUUUCGUCCGUCACCUGAAGUUCACACACUGGCCUGACCAUGGCGUGCCACAAAGCUCGGAGCAUCUGGUUCGCUUCAUCCGCUAUCUGAGGGCGGUGCAUUACAAAGGACCGCCCACCGUGCACUGCAGCGCCGGCAUCGGACGCACAGGAGUCCUAAUCUGCACCGAUGUUCUCCUGAGCCUCAUUGAAAACGAUCUGCCUAUUGAUGUGACUGAAAUCGUAAAAGAGAUGAGACUUCAGCGACAUGGGAUGAUUCAAACCAAGGAACAGUAUCUCUUCUGCUACAAAGUCUGGUUGGAAGUUUUACAGGAUUUACAGCUUCACGGCAACCAAUGGCAACCGGAAAGUCCCAGAGACCACAAAGUAGUCUGA